AUGAGCAAGAGGUGGAUAUGCGGGGGCAACGGUGGAGAACUCGGAAGAGCUCUGCGGGUCGCGCGCGGCACUGCCAUGGCGGAGGAGGCGCGACGGUCGAUCUCCUCACGCCCGACGGCGCAGUCGCUCUCUUUCUCCUCCCCCCCUCGUCUCUGGCGUCCAGGAAGGCUGUUGGCGACUCUCAGCUCAUCAGCUCUUCCAUUCGCCAUGCAAGACUCGCCCCCAUUCAAUCCAGCCGCGUCGGCACGGCGCACGAACCGCGACCGCGACCCUGCGCAGCCAACCGACCUCGCAGAUAGAAUCGUCGCUUUACAGCGCAGGCAGGCCGCUGUUACAAAACCUCGAGAGCGUGCGGAACGCCCUCCGCUGCCCUCUUCUUCCACACUACGUCCCCGCCCCCCUUCCCCACGCCGCCUGCACGCUCCUCUGCAUCCAAAUCCCAGUAUCAUUGUCUCGCAGAGCUCCUCCUCUGCUAUGGAGGCUGAUGCCGACGACUUUUCUCGCCGCCUGAAGAUCUCGGCUUCUUCCCCUCGGACCUCCCACGCCAAACCCCAUGCUGGCCCCUCUGGAAGCCCAGGCAAGCUGUACAACCCGAACGCAGACUACUCUCGCCGUCCUAUCCUUACCGCAGAACCGGACACUAUCUCAGACGCUGCGUCCAGCUCAUAUGCGCCCCGCGGACCUGCGCCGCAUGGGCCCCGCGCCCACCAGCCGCCCGCUCAGUCCCGAGCGGCUCCUGAUGCACACCGACAGCUUUUUGACCAUCGGAAAGAUGACCCCGUCAAGUUUUCGGUCCUCACUCGCCCCCAGGCAUCUUCCAACGUCGGGGGGAGCCCGUCCUCAGGCCGGCCGACGCCGACACCGAAGUCUUCGGGAGACUAUGUCUCCGCCUCCUCGACCUCGUCUGCGUCCUACGCUCAUUCAACGAUCUCGUCGAAUUUCACACUCUCGUCUGCCACGACCGACUCCUCAGCACCGUCAUCCCUAUUCGAUAACGCCGGCCAUGCGCGAAGAUCAGAAGACAGCGCGUCGAGCACGAACGCCUUCUCGAUGCAGCUGAAGAAGCUGUACCGUGCUAUCAGUGCGCUCGAGGCAAAGAUCUUAGGUGAGGAUCGAGAUAAGGACCGAGAAGAUGAUGGGGAGCGGGAUGUGCAGAGGGUGGGCGUGCUUCUCAAGGGGCGACCGGGCCCAGGGGGCACGGAGACGAAAGUGGGGGAAGACGAGUCGGAGCGGUGGAGGAGGCUUAUGAUCGACCACAAGGAGCUCGCAGAGAAAAUGCAUCAAAUGCUUACUCUGACUCUUGCGCCCGCGGUCCCUGCGUCUCUACGAAACAUUCCUACAAAAUACAAUCUCAUCAUUCGUCUGUGGACGCACGCCUUCCAUCGUCUCCUUGAGUCCCUUCGCCGAGCAGCUACACCGCCGAACAACUCGCCAAUCGCGCUCGAGUAUCUGCAGGAUUUUAUUUAUUAUUCAUACGCAUUCUACUCCGGUCUCUUGGAGGAGCGCAAUUUGUUUGAUUUCCGGAGCACAUGGGUCGAGGCACUCGGGGACCUUGCACGGUAUCGUAUGGCAACAUGCGCUCUCCUUGACAAUAUGCAGGCCGCCUCAAGUAGCAUCACCCCGUCGGGCGCCGCACCCCUAUUGAACGCGCACCUCAGCGCUCCACAGCCCGUCGACCCCGAGAUGGACGACAGCUCCGACAAGCCGGCGAUCCCGGCGGGCAAGCCAGUGUCCCCGACACCUGCUGCCCGGAUCGACGACUCGCCGCCGUCGUCGCCCGAUAUGCGGCAGCAACAGCAGGACGUCCCUAGCGUCGGACUCGCAGCCGCGCGUAUGAUGGAGCUUGAGCCGGAGAAGGAGCGAUGGCGACAGAUCGCGCGGGAUUGGUUCGCGCGCGGUCUAUCGCUCACGCCGGGUACGGGCAAGCUACAUCAUCAUUUGGGGCUGCUGAGCCGCGAGGAGGACGCGAGCGAUGAGGAACUUCGCGCCCUGUAUCACUUCGUGAAGAGCAUGAUCGCACUGCACCCGUUUUCGAAAGCACGUGAGUCAAUCCUGCAGCUGUGGUCGCCCGCCGCCCAGGCGCGCCGACAGCUGCCGGAGGCCGGGCUCACGGAGCUAUUCGUCGCGCUGCAUGGCAUGCUAUUCACGAAUAUCCAACUCGACGACUUCAGGCGCGUGCUGGAGCGCUUCGAGGAAAAACUGUACAUUGAAGAGAGUGCCGCCGUGCAGGAGCGUGAUUGGAUCAUGAUGGCCAUCGUCAAUCUAGGCGCUGUGCUGGAGUACGGCCGACCGAACGCUGCCAUGCGCCGGGUCUCUGGCCUGGCUACUCGCGACGCACAUCAAACAAAGCCGGGUGUCAGCCCCAUGGUUGCGAAUGCGGUUGCCGGCAAGGUCAAGUUGAUGGCCAAGCGUGCUGAGGAGGACGAGAAGAGUAUGGACGUCGACGACGAGGAUGAUACCACAGAGCCAAAGCCGUCUCCGAUGCGGACUUCUCCCAUCAUGCCUGAACCACCAUCUUCGCCUGAGCUGCCGCAAUCGCUCAAGAUGGGUCUCCUGCUCUCCUUCUCGAUGUUCGCGCAUGUUCUUGAGAAGCCGAUGCGGAAACCGUCUCCAUUCGCUCACUCGACGUUGAACCCCUACAUCACCAUCUUCCUGACGUUCCUUGCGACCACCGUCAAGGAUAGCCAGACGCUCGCUGCCCUCGAGCGUGUGAUCCCGUGGACCGCGCUCGUAAAAUUCCUCAACAGUGCCCCGCGGCGCCUGAUAUUCCGCGAGUACCACAAGGAGCGCGGAGAUGCACCACCGCUGCUGACAAGUGGGUGCAACCCCAUGCCAGAGGAUUGGUGUCUGCGUGGGAUGGGAUGGGGCGGCAAGCGAGUAUACCCCAUGGGUUUCUGGAGCAAGGAGGCCGACUCGGGCGAGCGGAACAUCGAGAUGGAGGUGCUCGACAAGGUCGAGGCUGGCGACCAGAGGGACGGCAUCAUCGAGAAGGAUGAUGACGACUCCCGGGCCGACUCGCGGGACAGUGAGCUGAUGAAGCGAUGGGUGCGGAUUGCUCGUGCAGGUCUCAAGAUUGCGAAGUACGUCAACGGCUUCGAGUAUAUCCCUCCAGCACGCGAAGAGGAGCGGGGUCAGUGGCGCAUUGGUGGUGCGUUGGCUGCGAAGGUCACGCGGUGGCAGGAUGACGACCGGCGCGAGCGUGAAGAGGAAGAGCGCCGGCUCAGGGGUCGGAGGUGGGACGACGACUCGAUGGAUGUCGAUGACGAUGAGGGCCUCGCUGCCGACGCGUCUUCGGACGAUACCGAGGACGACGAGUAUGAUUCAGCGGAGGUCAAGGCGCUCAAGGCGCGACGGAGGUAUCUCAAGAGCCUACAGACAACUUCGCGCGGAGCGGCGCCGUCCGUAGGGCGCCGCCAGCGUCCUCGACAGUCGAACUUUGGCAGAUCAUCGCGGCCGAAACAAUCCAUUCGCGCCGUCCCCGGCUUUACUGUCCUCGUCUUCGAUACCAACAUCCUGCUGUCUUCCUUACCGGCUUUCUCCUCGUUGGUCGAGUCGCUCCAAUGGACCGUCGUCGUCCCGCUCCCGGUAAUCAUGGAGCUUGACGGCCUGACGCAAAACCAGCAUACCGAGUUGGGAUCUGCUGCUGGGUCGGCCCUCCAGUAUAUCACCACCCACUUCCGCUCGCAUGGCAAGUCGCUCAAGGUACAGACUUCGAAAGGCAAUUACUUGAAUUCCCUUACGGUCCGCACCGAGCAAGUUGACUUCACGGACGAAGCGUCGUGGGAGCGCAAUAUGGACGAUUUGAUCCUCCGUGCUACCAUCUGGCAAGAUGAGCACUGGAUUGAUCGAUCGAACAUGCUGCAGCCAGGUGACGGCCCCCGCGACACCACCGGGGCAGCAAAGGUGGUCUUGCUCACGUUUGACCGCAUGUUGCGCCUCAAAGCGCGGUCACGACAGUUGAGCGCUGCCAAUGAACAGGACCUAGCAACAAUCCUCAGCACGAGCAGAUAAUGCAUAUUUUCCGCUGUGUGUUGACGUACCACACAGCGGCGCGUAGUUGUUGCCUCAAUGGGGUGCAUAUGAGGUCGAUACCUCGCCCCGCCUUAUUGUCCAUCGCCAUCACCGUGCGGCGCUGAUCGCCCUGCCUCCUGCCAUUUCGAACAGUCGCUUGUGGCACCCGGGGACAUCAUGGAAGCGGCUGGCAUCUCAUGUCGGCCUCGUUAGGAAGACGUGCUCAUGAACGUUUUGGCUUACGGGAUGGGUACACUAUUCACUUCAAUUAGUAUUUAUUUGUGUUCAUUUCGGGCUCAGUAUUGUACAAUGUCUUUCGUUGAUGCACCUGCUCUCACUCAUUCAAUAUCGUAUUCUGUUGUAGCACAUGUACUCACCGCUCGCAUACCAUCAUAAAUUUGCAUUCAUGAAUCUCAAUUGAAUAUUGACAUUCAGCAUU
Messenger RNA from Postia placenta MAD-698-R-SB12, 4450 nucleotides. RefSeq lists its product as hypothetical. The record is from RefSeq and is a predicted model, not a curated record. Gene Ontology annotation, molecular function: telomerase RNA binding; protein binding; telomeric repeat DNA binding. Gene Ontology annotation, biological process: nuclear-transcribed mRNA catabolic process, nonsense-mediated decay. Gene Ontology annotation, cellular component: telomerase holoenzyme complex. Bases 1 to 4011 code for a protein of 1336 amino acids. The transcript has 9 exons. NCBI's taxonomy places the organism in Eukaryota, Fungi, Basidiomycota, Agaricomycetes, Polyporales, Adustoporiaceae.